AUCGCGGUUCGAGUUGGUGUGCGUUUGACUUUUAUUGCUGCUCGUCGUCGUCGAACGUCACUUGUCGCGGUUUUCGGUACAAAUUCAGAUUGAUUGCAUUUGUGUCGCAGUCCCAUCAGCUCGCGAUCUGCGAUUCGCCUCUAAGUUCCGCUCUUAAGAGACGACGGUAAAGUUUCGAACUCGAUCCGACGACCAGCUUCCAUUGGGCGCUUAGGAGUGCUUGUUCCCGUGUGCGCUAGCAGAAGAAGAACAGAAGACGGAAGAUGAUGCUCGCCACGGCUGCCGUUCGCGGAUUGACCCGCCGUUCGUUUUCGACCUCGAAAGUCCUUUCCGCCCAGCAGCUGACCGUCCGCGAUGCCCUUAACUCGGCCCUGGACGAGGAGAUGGAACGGGACGAGCGGGUGUUCCUGCUCGGCGAGGAAGUUGCCCAGUAUGACGGUGCCUACAAGGUGUCCCGAGGUCUGUGGAAAAAGUACGGCGACAAGCGGGUAAUCGAUACGCCCAUCACCGAGAUGGGUUUCGCCGGUAUUGCCGUCGGCGCUGCCUUCGCCGGUUUGCGUCCGGUGUGCGAGUUCAUGACCUUCAACUUCUCCAUGCAAGCCAUCGAUCAGGUCAUCAACUCGGCGGCCAAAACAUUCUACAUGUCGGCCGGUACGGUCAACGUUCCGAUCGUUUUCCGCGGCCCGAACGGUGCCGCCGCCGGUGUAGGAGCUCAGCAUUCGCAGUGCUUCGGCGCGUGGUACUCACACUGCCCGGGACUUAAGGUGAUUUCGCCGUACGACAGCGAAGAUGCCAAGGGACUGAUGAAGGCUGCCAUUCGAGAUCCAGAUCCAGUGGUGUGUCUGGAGAACGAAAUGCUGUACGGUGUUGGAUUCCCGGUGUCCGACCAGGUGCUGGAUAAGGAAUUCGUACUGCCUAUCGGUAAGGCUAAGAUCAUGCGACCGGGCAAGCAUAUCACCUUGGUGGCUCACUCCAAGGCCGUGGAGAACGCCCUGCAGGCUGCCAACGAACUGGCGGGCAAGGGCGUCGAGUGCGAGGUGAUCAAUCUGCGUUCGUUGCGUCCACUGGACACCGAGACGAUAUUCAAGUCGGUUCAGAAGACUCACCACUUGGUGACAGUUGAACAGGGUUGGCCACAAAGCGGUAUUGGAUCUGAGAUUUGUGCUAGAAUCAUGGAACACGAAACGUUCUUCCAUUUGGACGCUCCGGUAUGGCGUGUGACAGGAGUGGACGUCCCGAUGCCUUAUGCCAAAUCGCUGGAAGCGGCGGCACUGCCACAGACACACGAUGUUGUUACUGCAGUUAAUAAAGUGUUAGGUAUUAAGUAAGGACGGUGACAAAACGAAAGAGAGAGAGAAGUCUUCGAUCGAACCAUACUACUACAAAAGAGUAACUACACCGUACCAAGUCACAAGACGUUCGCUCUGCGUGUAGGCGGGGCCUCCGUUUUAGAUCACCGAGCGAGGGUUUCAAAGAUAUUUGCUAGGUUGAAUGAUUUUAUUUUACUUGAUUGGGUUAACUUAUUUUUCCUAUCUUCUUAAACAUCAAAAUCGAAAAAAAUGAGCAUGUCGAACGAUCGAUUGGAUGGCUAAAUAUAUUGUAGGCCUCAAAAGUAUUCUCUACUCUAAAGACAUCUUGUGAUUCUCAAUAGUGCGCAACUCAAAUACAUAUAAACUCUUAGUUAAAUUUCUUUGUCAAAAUUUCAAAUCGUUCAUUUUAAUCAUCAAUAGGUUCGACCAAGUGCAAGUCUUCUUACAUUUUAAGGAAAGGAAACUGUUGGUUGGUAGAAGUUUAGAGCCUCGCUGCACAGGAAACGCAAACGAUUGUGCUUACAAAAAGUCAGGAUAUUAAUCAUGUAGCUGUUAAACGAAUGUAAAUAGAACUGAAAGCCACAACGACACCGUUAUUACUAACAGACCGCCCACCCAUGUCACCCUGUCUGAUCCCUUAUCGAUAUUCCUUCGAUCACCCAGUGUAUCGUAGUUUCCAACACGUUAUGAUUUUAGUUUCCUUUCCACUAAUGGGAUCCGCUUCUAGUCGAAGCGCUCUUAUUUUGGAGACAUUGCCAACAUCAAAUAUAAUUUUGAAAAUAGAAAAA
Aedes aegypti (yellow fever mosquito) is the source of this 2098-nucleotide messenger RNA. It is a transcript of the gene Pdhb, whose product is annotated as pyruvate dehydrogenase E1 component subunit beta, mitochondrial. Lineage: Eukaryota; Metazoa; Arthropoda; Insecta; Diptera; Culicidae. The transcript is spliced from 5 exons. Bases 264 to 1328 code for a protein of 354 amino acids. The record is from RefSeq and is a predicted model, not a curated record. Gene Ontology annotation, biological process: pyruvate decarboxylation to acetyl-CoA. Gene Ontology annotation, molecular function: pyruvate dehydrogenase (acetyl-transferring) activity.